This is a messenger RNA of Arachis duranensis, 1131 nucleotides long. RefSeq names its product clavaminate synthase-like protein At3g21360. Gene Ontology annotation, molecular function: oxidoreductase activity. Lineage: Eukaryota; Viridiplantae; Streptophyta; Magnoliopsida; Fabales; Fabaceae. The transcript is spliced from 3 exons. The coding region runs from base 34 to 1017 and encodes 327 amino acids. The record is from RefSeq and is a predicted model, not a curated record.
CUAACUAACUAAGUAGAUCGCGGGAACGAAACCAUGGCAGUGACGGCUGCAGAGUCGUUCGUAGAAAUUAAGGUUCCUCAGCAGAAGCUUUUCGAUGGAGUUUCUUUCCCGGCUGUACUCUCUCCUCCUUCUUCUUCAGCAACUGUUCUUCCACUUACGCGCUCCAUUAAAGCCCAUAAGCCCUACUUAGAAUCGUUGCUUCUGAAAUCGGGUGCUCUGCUUUUUAGGGGAUUCACCGUCAACACCGCCUCCGACUUCAACGACGUCGUCGAAGCCUUCGGCUACGACGAGCUUCCCUACGUUGGUGGCGCCGCCCCUCGCACCAACGUUGUUGGUCGUGUCUUCACCGCCAAUGAGUCCCCACCCGAUCAGAAAAUCCCUUUCCACCAUGAAAUGGCCCAGGUUCCGGAAUUUCCUUCAAAGUUGUUCUUUUUCUGUGAAGUGGAGCCUGCGAGUGGAGGGGAGACACCAAUAGUUCUGAGCCAUGUUGUGUAUGAAAAUAUGAAGAAGAGGUACCCUGAGUUCGUUGAGCGGUUAGAGGAGCAUGGAUUGUUGUACAUAAGGGUCUUAGGUGAAGAUGAUAACCCUUCUUCUCCAAUUGGCCGUGGCUGGAAAUCAACCUUCUUGACCUCAGAUAAGACCAUAGCUGAGCAAAGGGCUACUAAACUGGGAAUGAAGUUGGAGUGGUUGGAAGAUGGGGUGAAAACAAUCAUGGGUCCAAUCCCAGCAGUGAAGUAUGAUAAGAGCAGAAACCGGAAGAUAUGGUUCAAUAGCAUGGUGGCUGCAUACACUGGCUGGGAGGAUGAAAGGAAUGAUCCUGUGAAGGCUGUUACCUUUGGUGAUGGCCAGCCAUUACCAUAUGAUGUAGUCUAUGAUUGUCUCAAACUACUUGAGGAAGAAUCUGUUGCUAUUCCAUGGCAGAAAGGAGAUGUUCUCUUGAUUGAUAAUUGGGCAGUUCUUCAUUCUCGUAAAUCAUUCAUUCCACCGCGCAGGGUGUUAGCUUCACUUGUUAAAUAAGGUUGUAUUUUGAUAUUAGCUAUAAUGUAUCACAAUAUUCCACUAUCUGUGACACCCAUUAAUGUAUUUAAUAUUUGUAGUCUCACGUCAAUAUGAAGGUGUAUUAUUUACCAA